AUGCCCUCGCUGAAUUUGACAGCUGUGCACACCAUGGCGGAGGUGGGCAGUGUUCUGGGGACGCUGGACUUGGAUUUACAGAGCUUCCCUUCGCUGGGGAACAGCAUGCCCCUGCCGGAGCCCCCCGUGGGGCUGACGGAGCGGCUGGGGCAGAUUGAAGGCAGGCUGCAGCAGGGGUCCCCCACGGACUUUGGACACCUCAAAGGGAUCCUGAGGCGGCGGCAGCUCUACUGCAGGACCGGCUUUCAGCUGGAAAUACUACCCAACGGCACCGUGCACGGCACGAGACAGGACCACAGCAGGUUUGGUAUCCUGGAGUUCAUCAGCCUGGCAGUGGGUCUGGUCAGCAUCAGGGGGGUGGAUGCUGGACUCUACCUCGGCAUGAAUGAGAAAGGAGAGCUCUAUGGUUCGAAGAAGCUGACAGCAGAGUGCGUGCUCAGGGAGCAGUUUGAGGAGAACUGGUACAACACUUACGCUUCAACUCUGUACAAGCACACGGACACGGGACGCUUCUACUACGUGGCUCUGAACAAGGACGGCUCGCCCAGGGAGGGCAGCAGGACUAAAAAACACCAGAAACUCACGCACUUCUUACCCAGGCCGGUGGAGAUCGAGAAGAUCCCUCAGGCGUUCAGAGACUUGUUCCAGUACAGGUGACCAGCGCUUACGUUGGGAGAACUGGUUUUGUUCGGAACAAGGAAAAAGAUCAGCACUCUGGGUCUGAUGGGGAACUGCUUACCCUCAGCUCUUCGGCGGACUUGUGAGCGAGAAGGGAAUGCUUUUUGUGCGGAACCACUGAGGAGGAAGGAGAGCCUCGAGACUGAUGAGCUGAUGAAGUCGAUCAGAAAUGUCUAAUCAGAUGCUUUUCUCCAGCGGCACAUAAACCUGUGGCUGUUUUGGGUUUCCUCCAAGCAAAGAAAGGGGGAGUGGGGAAGACGAUUACAGGCGCAACAGGAAGUUCCCUUUAGAAGUGCUGCGGAUGACACAUAUUUUUUGCACUCGUCAUGGUUGCACACAUUUCUGGUUAUGUCUCAAAGAGACAUUCCCACAUUUCCUAUGACAGAUUGCAUGUCAGAGGCAGAAACACACUCUGCGUGCUGCUUGAGAGGUGGUGGUUUGUGACAGUCAGGUAUCUGAACAAGAAUG
This is a messenger RNA of Nematolebias whitei (Rio pearlfish), 1146 nucleotides long. RefSeq names its product fibroblast growth factor 16 (gene fgf16). Bases 1 to 657 code for a protein of 218 amino acids. The record is from RefSeq and is a predicted model, not a curated record. The transcript is spliced from 3 exons. Gene Ontology annotation, molecular function: fibroblast growth factor receptor binding; growth factor activity. NCBI's taxonomy places the organism in Eukaryota, Metazoa, Chordata, Actinopteri, Cyprinodontiformes, Rivulidae. Gene Ontology annotation, biological process: positive regulation of cell population proliferation; animal organ morphogenesis; positive regulation of gene expression. Gene Ontology annotation, cellular component: cytoplasm.